Ostertagia ostertagi is the source of this 1419-nucleotide messenger RNA. Lineage: Eukaryota; Metazoa; Nematoda; Chromadorea; Rhabditida; Trichostrongylidae. The record is from the annotation of a GenBank genome assembly.
AUGAAGAGGCGGUCGAGCGCAUCUACUCUAUCUCAUACCGACUGCUCAUUGCCACGUUUUUCUACGAGGAUGCGGUGGUUGACGAUUCUUCUGCUCCCAGCUGCAUGUUUGGCGUAUUGUCCAGAGUUUUUCAAGAAUCAGACAGCAUGCUCAUGUUUCGACAACCUCGAUGGGUCCGUGAUUCGUUGCUCUGGUCAAGAAGGUCCCAUGAUGGUGGAACAGAUGAAGAAGUUACAUUUUGAAAUUCGCGAACUUACGCUGGAAAAUGCGAACAUCGUCGAGAUCGGACCACGUGCAUUCAAAAACCUUCGUAUAAGGAAGCUGGUUUUGGACAAGAAUCGCAUCAAAGCAAUACAUAAGGAUGCACUGCGAGGUCUAGAAAACGUUUUACAGGAGUUAUCGCUCGCACAGAACAAACUCACUGAGGUGCCCAGUGAUGCCGUCGCGGGAAUGCGUGCUCUCAGCGUGCUCAACCUCAAGUGCAACCGGAUCGGUAAUCUCACAAAAUCUGUCUUCCAAAACUUGGACUCGCUGAUUGACGUCAACCUGUCAUGCAAUGAAGUUUGCGAAGUAUCGUCAGAUGUGUUCGACGGCGUGCGAAACACUCUACAAAAUCUAAUUCUCGACAUGAACUGCUUGAAAAUGUUCCCAGCAGGCGCAGUGAAGAAUAUGGAGGCUCUCAUCGCUUUACAUUUAAAAGGCAACAAGAACACACCAAAUCUCAGAUAUGUGUACUUAGCAGGCAAUAAAAUUCAAUCACUUGCUGCUGGCACAAUGACUCAACUUAAACAAGCACAAGUAUUAGAUCUUGCGUUCAAUCAGUUAUCUGAGAUUGGUGAGGAAACCUUCAGUGGGUUAGAAAGUCUGCAACACCUUAACCUUGAAAGCAACAAUAUUCAGUCGAUUGCUUCUGGAGCCUUUGCUGGGAUCCCGCUGCUGCUAUUAUGGCUGCCCAACAACUGUCUGAACUCAGUAACUCCAGCGACGUUCCAAGGAGCACUUUUCUUACGGCAACUUUCUCUCGCCAAUAAUAACAUCAAAGAGAUUCAGGUAAAAUAUUCACGCCUCUUCAUUCACCACCUUGCUAAUCUGCACACGGUUGACCUUGCGAACAACAGAAUUCGAUCUCUACAACAAGGAGCGAUCCAGGGAUCGGAUCACCUCACAGUGAGGCUUCAAGAAAAUCCAAUGGUAUGCUUGCAAGAUGGAUUCCACGUCAUGAACGGUAAUCAGGCAAUCAACCUGACAACAGAACCAAAUAACAUCUGUAAAACUAACUGGCGCGAUGAGAGCGACAAAGUGUGCUUGAAGAAGGAGAAAAGCAAGCAGCAGCACGAGCACACUCGAAUGAGGCAGAAACAACUAUUGAGACGACCAGGUCAAGCUCAACUCAUCACACCACAAGAAUUCCAACUAGAA